CACUACCAGGCUCACAAACGAUAAACCAGCGAGCCAUGGCUCUCCUCCACUUCCACUCCUCCCUCUCCCUCUCCCUCUCCCUCGCUCGCGUCACCUCCUCCAUCAACCCUAACCCUAACCCUAAAAAGCCCAACAACCCAACUCCAUCCCGCGACCUCCGCAUCGAUUUCGGCAAGCACAAGGGCAGAAUGCUGGGCUCCCUCCCCUCCGCCUACCUCCGCUGGAUCUCCUCCUCCCUCCGCUCCGGCGACUCCCUCCGCUGGGCCGAGCUCGCCGACGACGUCCUCGAUGACCCGGUCUACAGAGACCGCAUCGAGUGGGAGCACGCCGAGAGGAUACUCAGCGGCAAUAACGCGAACACCUUGCGUGCGUCGACGAACUCCUCCGUCUCGGGGCUGCUGGAGAUUAGCGAGAGGUUUGGGUGGGAUAAUGAGGAUAGGGAUGGGUGGGCCCUGGUCGAUUUUGGGCUUCUGGGGACUUCUAAAGGGGGGAGGAUACCUAGGGUUAGGGUUGGGGAUGGGGGAGGGAGGAGAGCUCUUGGUGGUGAUAAAGCAAACGCAUUGCGGGCGUCUUCGAACUCUGGGGUUUCGGGUUUGUUGGGUCGAGGUAGAUUGAGGGGAAGUGGGAGUAAUGGGUUCGUGAAGGGGGAGAGUGGGAGGAGAGAGGAGAGGAGACAGAGGAAGAGGGCGAAGAGGGAGACAAUGAGGGUGGAGGAGGAGGAGGAGGAAUUAGGGUUUGGAGGGAGGAAUUUGGGUGGUUUGGGAGGGAACCCAUUUCCGGGGCGAGGAGCUUUGCUUGAUAAGAUUAAGAGAGGAGGGGAGUGAUGGAUUUGAUUGGUUAUUUUUGAUAAAAAAAACAAUGAUAUUUUUUGUAUCUUGUGUUGGUGUGGAAAUUGUGUUGUCAAGUUUUAGCUGUGGAUAUAAGCAGAAUCUUUGGUAUGGUAGUUGAAGUUCUGGUAAAAUUCUUGAGAGCUUUGAGAUAACCAGAUAAUCUCUCAAUGUGCAAGGUUUAUGGAAGCACUUGGCAGUAUAAUUUUGUGUGACGUUCUAGGAUAGAGAAGCUCAAGAGAUUGCCAGUUGAUGUAUAAUUGUGUUUCCUCAAUGCAUCAACAGUGAAGGAAGCAAGAGUUGAAUCCCCAGUUUCACUUCGUCUUGCUCUACGAGUUGAAUAGCAUGUCUCAUUUGUGUAAUUAAUUCAUCUAAUGCACUUUUCAACUCCCUACUCAAACCAUCAUUAGACAGAGGAAUGUACACUAAAUAUGAUUGGGGUUGCCCUGAUGAACACUAAUGAGUCUAUUGCUGUCUCAAUAUAAAGAUGUUUAUAUUUCCCCCUUAA
Asparagus officinalis (garden asparagus) is the source of this 1335-nucleotide messenger RNA. RefSeq lists its product as uncharacterized. Lineage: Eukaryota; Viridiplantae; Streptophyta; Magnoliopsida; Asparagales; Asparagaceae. The transcript has 2 exons. Gene Ontology annotation, cellular component: plastid. Bases 36 to 824 code for a protein of 262 amino acids. The record is from RefSeq and is a predicted model, not a curated record.